This is a messenger RNA of Maylandia zebra (zebra mbuna), 9845 nucleotides long. It is a transcript of the gene kif13ba, whose product is annotated as kinesin family member 13Ba. Gene Ontology annotation, molecular function: ATP binding; microtubule binding; microtubule motor activity. Gene Ontology annotation, biological process: microtubule-based movement. The record is from RefSeq and is a predicted model, not a curated record. Lineage: Eukaryota; Metazoa; Chordata; Actinopteri; Cichliformes; Cichlidae.
ACAGCGGAUUCCGUUGGGAAGCUGCAUAUCAUCGGCAGGCAGUUCUCAUCGGAUCAUUUCGCUUUAACUGACAGGUUAACGGUGUCACAUCUGGGAUGAAUUCCAUUAGGUGUGUAGCUCGUAGACUGGGUGUUGUUUUGGCAUGUUAUGGAGUAAAAUGCCUCCACGCCCCGGCGGAUUUAAAUUAGCCUGGAAUAUGAACAGAAGAAGAAAAUAAGCAGCAGCGGCGGUGGUGGUAGUGGAGGUGGCUGUCUUCCUGCAGGAUUUCACCCAGGCUUUUUGUUUUUUCCCGUGGACAUGCCUGGUCUGUGGAGCAAAGCUGAGAGAGGCUAGCCGGCCCAGAGUCCGGCUAGCGGAGCAUUUCCCGAGUUUUGGAUGAUUGUUCAGCUGAAAGGCGGAUUUAUUUUGGACAAGCGCUGCUUUCCCUCCCCGGGUAAAGAGACAGCAUGGGGGAGCCGAGCCUGGACGACUCCAAUGUCAAGGUGGCUGUUCGUGUACGGCCCAUGAACAGGAGAGAAAAGGAAUUAAACACUAAAUGUGUUGUGGAAAUGGUGAAAAACCAGACGAUCCUCCAUCCUGCAGGAGGUAACCUUGGAAAAGGAGACUCUAGGAGUCAGUCCAAGGUUUUUGCCUAUGAUUAUUGUUUCUGGUCCAUGGAUGAGACAGAUAAGGAAAAAUUUGCAGGUCAGGAGGUGGUGUUCCAGUGCCUUGGGGAAAGUCUUCUCCACAAUGCCUUCCAGGGCUACAAUGCCUGUAUAUUUGCCUAUGGACAAACUGGCUCGGGAAAGUCGUACACUAUGAUGGGCUCAGUGGAUCAGCCAGGGCUGAUACCUCGACUGUGCAGUGCUUUGUUUGAACGGACACAGAAGGAACAGCGGGAGGAGGAGAGUUUCACUGUUGAGGUUUCCUACAUGGAGAUCUACAAUGAGAAGGUCCGAGAUCUGCUCGAUCCCAAAGGGGGUAGGCAAACACUGCGGGUGAGAGAACAUAAAGUUUUGGGUCCAUACGUGGAUGGCCUGUCUCGACUAGCAGUGGCCAGCUACAAGGACAUCGAGUCUCUAAUGUCAGAGGGCAAUAAGUCACGCACUGUCGCUGCUACCAACAUGAAUGAGGAGAGCAGUCGAUCGCAUGCAGUCUUCAACAUUAUUCUCACACACACACUCAAAGAUUUAAAGUCUGGGACGAGUGGGGAAAAGGUGAGUCGGCUGAGCCUAGUAGACUUGGCUGGAAGUGAGCGAGCAGCAAAGACUGGAGCAGCAGGAGAGCGCCUGAAGGAAGGAAGCAACAUCAACAAGUCCCUCACUACUCUGGGUCUAGUGAUCUCAGCUCUGGCUGAACAAGGAACUGCCAAGAACAAGACCAAGUUUGUUCCUUACAGAGACUCUGUUUUGACAUGGUUACUGAAGGACUGCCUGGGAGGUAACAGUCGGACAGCAAUGGUUGCUACUGUGAGUCCAGCGGCAGACAACUACGAGGAGACGCUGUCGACACUACGUUAUGCCGACCGAGCAAAGAACAUAGUUAACCAUGCUGUUGUUAAUGAAGAUCCCAACGCUCGCAUCAUCAGGGAGCUCCGAGAGGAAGUCGAAAAACUACGAGUGCAACUGACACAGGCAGAGUCUUUGAAAGCUCCAGAGCUCAAAGACCGUCUGGAGGAGUCCGAAAAGUUGAUUCAAGAGAUGACGGUCACGUGGGAGGAGAAGCUUCGCAAAACUGAGGAGAUUGCACAGGAGCGUCAGAAGCAGCUGGAGAGUCUGGGUAUUUCUCUUCAGUCUUCAGGGAUUAAAGUUGGAGACGAUAAGAGUUUUCUUGUCAACCUUAAUGCUGAUCCUGCACUCAAUGAACUGCUUGUGUACUACCUGAAGGAACACACAAAAGUGGGCUCAGCAGACUCCCAGGACAUUCAGCUGUGCGGGAUGGGUAUCCAGGCAGAGCACUGUGUCAUUGACAUCACAGCAGAGGCAGCUGUGAUUCUCGCCCCCUACCGCAACGCUAGGACGUGUGUUAAUGGCUCUCCAGUAACCAGUGCUCUGCAACUCCAUCAUGGGGACCGAAUCCUCUGGGGAAACAACCACUUCUUUAGGAUCAACCUGCCUAAGCGGCGCUCUCGGGCUGCAGAUGAUGAAGAGGGUGAAGGUGGCGUGAUGAAGAACAGUGGUAGCAGUGAACAGCUGGAUGCAGAUGGUGAUACAGCCAGUGAAGUGUCCAGUGAAGUCAGCUUCUCGUAUGAGUUUGCCCAGACAGAGGUCAUGAUGAAAGCCCUGGGCAGCAAUGACCCCAUGCAGGCAGUCCUCCAGUCUCUGGAGAGGCAGCACGAAGAGGAGAAGCGGUCUGCUUUGGAGCGACAGAGGCAGAUGUACGAGCAGGAGCUCCAGCAGUUGCGUAAGAAGCUCAACCCAGAACGCCUGUCCACAGGUCAGUCUGGAGGGCCAACAAUUGGGCAGCAAGGUCCAGGACAGCAAUCUCACUAUCGCAGCAUGGAGAGGCUCAGUAUAGGAGGGAUGAGCCAUUCAAGCAGUGCUCAGAGCAGACUGAGGCAGUGGAGUGAGGACAGGGAGGCUGUGUUGGUGAGGAGUCUUCGGAGGUUGAGGGAGCAGAUAGUCAGGGCGAACCUCCUGGUACAAGAAGCCUGUUUCAUUGCAGAUGAGCUGGAACGUCACACAGAGUACCGAGUCACUCUGCAGAUCCCAUCAGACAACCUUAAUGCAAACCGCAAGAGGGAUGCAGUGCUCAGUGAACCAGCGAUCCAGGUUCGAAGACGGGGUCGGGGCAAACAGAUCUGGAGUUUGGAGAAGAUGGAGAACCGUCUGGUUGACAUGAGAGAGCUGUACCAGGAAUGGCAGGACUACCACUUAAAUAAUCCAGACGACCAGGCAAUGUGUCCAUAUUUACGCCGAGCGGACCCGUUUUUUGAUGAGCAAGAAAACCACAGUCUGAUCGGCGUCGCCAACGUCUUCCUUUCCUGUCUUUUCUAUGACGUCAAACUGCAGUACGCUGUUCCCAUCAUCAACCAGAAAGGAGAGGUUGCAGGUCGCCUGCAUGUGGAGGUGGUAAGAGUUGGAGGGGGCUUAGAGGAUAACAUGGCUGGAGGAGAUGAGCCUGACAACAACCAGGACAUUGAAGUUCAGGAUCGCAAACUGGUCUGCAUGAUUAAAAUCCUGCAGGCUACUGGUCUUCCUCAGUACCUGUCCAACUUCGUCUUCUGUCAGUAUUCUUUCUGGGACCAGCCUGAGCCUAUCAUCGUGGCUCCCGAAGUUGACACGUCAUCCUCAUCACCCAGCAACAAGGACCCACACUGCAUGGUGGUGUUUGACAGCUGCAAGGAGCUGGCUGUGUCCGUAACUGAGGAAUUUAUCGAGCACCUUACAGAAGGGGCAGUCGCCAUUGAGGUGUACGGACACAGACAGGCUGAUGCUGGAAGAAACCCCGCACUGUGGGACCUCAGCAUCAUCCAAGCUAAGACACGCACAUUACGAGACAGAUGGAGUGAGGUAACACGUAAGCUCGAGCUGUGGAUUCAAAUCCUGGAGAUAAACGAGAAUGGAGACUUUGUUCCAGUGGAAGUGGUACCUGCCAGAGAUGUGCGGACCGGAGGAAUCUUCCAGCUUCGGCAGGGUCAGUCGAGAAGAAUCCAGGUGGACGUGCGCUCAGUUCAGGAUUCUGGCACUAUGCCCCUGAUCGCAGAGAUUGUGCUCGCUGUAUCAGUGGGCUGUGUGGAGAUCAGAAACACCACAGCAAACCAGGAAGCAGAUGAGAUGGACAGUUAUCAGGAAAGAGACCUGGAACGGUUACGGCGGCAGUGGUUAGGUGCUCUCACCAAGAGACAGGAAUACCUUGAUCAGCACCUACAGAGCCUGGUUAGCAAAGCAGAAAAAACAGAAGAUGACAUGGAGAGAGAGGCGCAGCUCCUUGAAUGGCGUUUGACUCUAACUGAGGAGAGAAAUGCUGUAAUGGUGCCCUCUGCUGGCAGCGGCAUUCCUGGAGCACCUGCUGAAUGGGUUCCUCUGCCUGGCAUGGAGACUCACAUCCCCGUCCUCUUCCUCAAUCUCAAACCUGAUGACCUCAGCUCUCAAGACCAGUUUGAAGUUCCAGAGGCUGGAGGCUGGGAUGCUAUCUUGAAUGGAGAGGAUGAGGAUGACUUUUUUGAUCUACAGAUUGUCAGACACUACGAUGGAGAGGUUAAAGCAGAGGCAUCCUGGGACUCCACUGUCCAUGAGUGUCCUCAGCUCAGUCGAGGGGGAUCAUAUCCUGAGCAGCGUGUCUAUCUGACCAUACGGGUGGUGGUCCAGCUCAGUCACCCUGCUGACAUGCAGCUGGUGCUGAGAAAAAGGAUCUGCGUCAAUGUUAACCCGGGCCGCCAGGGAUUUGCCCACAACUUUCUCAGAAGGAUGUCAACCCGCAGCACCGUACCUGGCUGUGGGGUCACCUUUGAGGUGGUUUCCAACAUACCUGGGGAUGCUCCUGGUUCAGAGGACAGGGAGAUGCUGGCCCGACUCGCUGCAAGCGCACACAACAGCCAGUCAGGCGAUGAUGAAGCUGCCAUUGAGAAAUACCUCCGGAGUGUCCUGAGUCUGGAGAACAUUCUGACACUGGAUAGACUCAGACAGGAAGUGGCCGUGAAGGAGCAGUUGACUAGCAGAGGGAAGAGUAACAGACGGAGCAUAAGCUCUCCUUCUGUUAACAGGCUGUCUGGAAGUAGACAAGACCUGUCCACAACCUGCCUGCUGGACGAUAAGGGUCGAUGGGAGAGUCAGCAGGAUAUCUACAUGCCCUCUCAGUUUCCUCGCACCCUGCCCCGCCCAGCCUCCUCCCCUUCCACCUACUCUACCUCCCCGUCUUCAUCAACUACUCCCUUCGGCACUCCUCCUCCACAGAACCAGGAACCAGAGCAAGGUCGUUCAGGACUUGCUGCCUCUUAUCUUUCAGUUAAGGCGCUGGUUCCCCAGAUGCCCAAACUGCUCAAGUCUCUGUUUCCAGUGCGAGAUGAGAAGAAGGAGCUGAGACCUUCGCCGCAAAACCAGCAGCAGCACGUGCCUCGUAUAGUGACCUCAUCAGGAGGGGACGACAACAAAGGCAAGACCGAGACGACUGCUAUUCUACGGCCCCCAGCCAAAGACAGACGGGCAGAGCUCCCAGAAGUCUCUCCUCUUCCUGUGCAUGACCCGCAUGACACCACCCCUCUCAGCCCCCUCAGCCAGUCGUCAAGCGGCUACUUCUCUGCUAGUGUUUCUACAGCUACCCUGUGUGACGUUCUCCAACCCUCCUCCUCAUCCUCCUCCCUCCUGGCUGUCGAGACCACGUUACCCACAAACCCCCAGCAGCAGGGCGCUGACAGGAACGAUAUUGUGACCUCUCCUUCUCAGUUUGGUGCCAAGGUGUCAGUCGUCGCUUCGCCUGCUUCUCACAACUCAGCCAAUCACAAUAGCAUCACGUCCGACGUCUCCUCCGAACAGAAGCUGAUAAACUCCGGAGGAAAUGAAGGCUUUGAGAGACUAGAGAUCUUUGUGGAUGAUGAUGAGCGAGGUGGUGAAGACGUGCUGCCUGAUUGGCUGACAGAAGGAGCAUAUGUUACAGUAGGGAACAAUAAGGCGGGGACGGUGCGCUACAUUGGGGUGACACAGUUUGCUGAAGGAGUUUGGGUGGGGGUGGAGCUGGACACUCCUGUAGGUAAGAACGACGGCUCCGUCGGAGGUCAGCGGUAUUUCCACUGUAAGCCGGGUUACGGGGUGCUGGUCCGCCCAAACCGGCUGUCCUCCCGCGAGCGGACCAAUCGGCAGACAGGGGAGUUUACCCCUUCUGCCCACGUCCCCAUCCUGCGAGGAGAGGCCAUUGUUGCACGCCGAGGGGAGAAUCGCAAAUCCUGGAGCAGCUGAGACAUGAAAACUAGGAGCCCACAAUCGUCAUCCUCCUCCUCUCAGCUAUGCAACAGGCUCAUACUCUACAACUGACCUACUGCCUAACCUCCUACAGUUAGAUUCUACACUCACUGCAUCCAUUCAUAGAGUCUGGAUGGAUAUAGAAUAAACACGGUAAAGAGAACUUUCAAGAACAAUUCAAGUAAGAUAAUGAAAGACUAUGCAGGAUAUUUGGAAGUACGUGGGAGGACCAGUUGUCAUGCGGGAAGAUGAUUAGCAGUCAGUGGGAAGACUGCUGAGACUGAAUGAAAAGCAGAACUAUUUGGACCAGGAGUGAGGACUGAACCCCGCAGGCUGGAUGAUGCUUUCUUAGCUGAUAUACAGGGAUGCAAACAUGUGGCUUUUUUGUGGUCACACUAGGGUAAUUUGGUUGGGAGCAAGGUAUUUUUACAGUGGGAUGGAAGACUUUCAAAGGACGAGGCUAAUGGAUUUACUGGCCCCAUCUUAUUUUAUUUUUUUUUGUUGUCGUUCAUCUUUCACGAUUAAUUGUCAGCCUAUAAUAGUUGUUAAAAGAAGUCAAAUGAUCCUAUUUGACCAUAAAGAUUUUAUAAAGCUGACUAUUAGGCAGUGAAGAUUGGCGUCACUUUUCUUUGACAUUUUAUUUAUUUAUCUCAGUUCCUGAGUACCACAAACCUCAAAUCAUAUUGUGGCAGUAGAUAUUUGCUGCGUUUUCACACUUGACAUGUUUGUAUCCCUGCAUAUGAUGCCUCUACUUGAUAGUCCAGAAUUUAACGCUACGGUUGCCACCUUCCUGAACUCUCCAGGUCCAAUUUGCAGACUGACACUUUGACUCUCCCUCUCGGACUCCUUUUUUUCCCAUUUUCUUUUGAAGAUUGAUCCUCCCAGAAUGUGCCUUCACCAUGGCUUGGUUUGCAUUUGUCUGUAUAUUUAACUCCUUGUAGCCGUGUUUGUGUUGAAGAGAAUGCCUUGUGCUAAGUGUGAGGUGAUCUCAGGGACUGCAGAGGGGAAAGCACAGUGUGCGUGUGUGUGUAAAUGUUGUACAGUGUUGCUCUGUGUGUACGUUAAUGUUGUAGUCGUGAUGGUGUUAAAGAUUAGCUUCGUACAGCAGGAAUAGUCGUGACAAAGCCACUAUGAAACUGGGAGGCUUUAAAAGUUGAUUUUUGCACUGGAGACGUUGGAUAAGGAGCUUCUGUACGUGAACAGAACAUGUCUGUGGUUAUGAUGCAGCGACCAGAUAAGGUAACGAGAACAGGUUGGCUUUCUUUGGUGUCGUCUUUGUUUUGUUUGUUUUAUUCUUUUGUUUGUUUGGAUUUUUAAUCCCAGUCAGGAUAUUCCCAUGUCCCUGAAAGUGACUGAUGAUAUCCGGACACCAGGAGGCGCUGUUUGGGCAGCACCUUAGUGCUGUGGAGGUGGAAAUGGGCAGAGUAUGUGCUGAGGAAAAGAAAGUGACUUAAGCUUGAGAGAAGGGUGAAUUUGCUUCUAUGCAUUUGAUCUUUUUAAAAGUAAGUUUUUAGUCCUUGUUUCUUUAUACUGACACAAAUGGGAGAACGAGCUAUGAGUACAUUUUGGGAAAGUGUUAAACCCAGAGGCAGUCCUGACUGAUCUGUGGAAGAAAAUUUAAAAGAUAUCGUAGACAUGUGGAUUAUUACUUUUUUUAAAUUAGGUUUUAUGAAACAUUCCAGAGGGAUGAUGACAUUUUUACACUGAAUUUUAUUCUUGCGAUUUAAUGUGAUUUAAAUUGUUUCAGUGCACCAAAGCACUAUUAGGAGUGAAGAUGGUAUAUGUGUUUGCAGUGCUUUUACAAGUUAAAGGACAUCUAUUAUGCUUUUACUCAUUUCCUGUACUGUAUGUACUUUUACAGUGGUGAACGAUCAUAUCUAAAAUAAAUGUUUGCACAAGUAAUCCCUAUAAGCCAAAAUCUAAGGCUUUAAGCUUCUCAAAAUGCUCUGUUUCAGACAGUUUUUAUAUUCUUGGCUCUAUAUGACCUAAUCAUCUCAGGUUAAUCUCAGGAGCCAAUCAGGAAAGGCAUCCUGAAGCGAGGGGAAUGGAGCUAAAAUAGCUUAUUUCAUUCUAUGAAUUGAGGGGCUCCACUGAGUCCAACUAUAAUAUAAAUAUGGGUUAUUUUGAGUAAGUUGUCAUUUAAUCUGUUACAUGAUGGAAGUCCAAGGAGAAAGGCAAAAAUUUGAAACAUGUUAAAUCUGUUUAAAGAGUUAAAGUGUCAGCCUUUCUUUUUAAUUGUGACUCUCCCCCGAGUUUAUGCAGCUUUCACAAGAGGCCUGACAAAAGGAUGAUAUUCCAACAUAAGUGAUACAAAGCAAACUGUAUUCAGUCACAUGGGAAAGAAUGAAAAUCCUGGAAAUGAGCAUAAUAGGUCUUCUUUAAAGGGCCAAUCCAGUUCAGUUCACAUUGAAAAUUUUACUGCCUGUGAAAACGUCCUGUAGCUCUGAGGAGGAGCUCUGUACACCUGAGCAAAUGACACUUUUCUAUAAAUUUAUACCAUGAAGCCACAGAUGCAUUAAUCUCGUGGUGAGACUCUAAUAAAAGCUGCUACUGAGUUGCAUAAUGGGAGAUGUUUUUUGGAGGGUUCUGGAGUUUUGUUGGAUUUUCCUUUUUAAAUUCGGCGGUCCUUUUUGAAAAGGCAACACUAAAUCUCUGGAGUAAUGUCGAGACUGAGGUGAGGAAGUGUUCGGUUUGUCUCAGAGAGGGAGGAUGAAGCACGGCCAGAUGGCUUUAAAGGUGGAAAAUAAUUAAUUUUGAACGUUCUUGGGGUAUUUUAGCUCUAUGGUUCCUUUAAAAGAGCCUCCCAAUGAACUGAAUAAGUUUUAUUGAAGGAUGAGGCAGGUUUUUGGUGUCUGUAAUGGUUUUCAGGUUCCUGAUGUUGAUGAUGGAACGGUUAUCUGGAUUACUGUGUGCUUAUACUGUAAACACACUAUGUCUGAACACUAUCGUCUUUAUGGAUCCAUCAGUGAAGUUACUAUUUAUGCUUAAAUGCUUGUGUGCACGCAGUGAUCGCACACAAGCUGGUAAAGCCUUUUUAUUUGAAUAAAUAAAUGUUGCACAAAUGAUUUAAUUAAAAUCGCUGCUAUUAGCGUUGUAAAUUUACCUGUAAAUGAAUCAGUUGAUUACUCGUGUCUCAUACUGUAUGAUAGAUUGGAUCUCAGUAGUAGUGUUUAAUUCCCGAAUUGACAAACAAAACUAAAGUCCGUGCUCCUGAUUCAGUGGCCCAUAUAUUUUUAUGACUUAGUAAAAUUCUUCUGAAUGAGGCACUUUGUCGUAUGAGCCUUGAAGAAGCGAUGGGCAGGAUAUUUUCUGGGUGAAGAAUCACUUCUGUACAGGAAACUGAUUGAAAUAUAAGAUGAGGCUCCACAGUCUAUUUUAUUAUCUGUGUAUUUAUUGUCUGGCCAUAAAGUCCAGACCUCUGGAGUCCUCUUAUUGGCUAGUUUCUGCCUGUUGUGUCAUUAGUUAGCAGGUUGUGAAGUGCUCUGUCGGUUAGUUUUCAAUAAUGUGGUCUGUAACGGUUCGGUGGUAAUAAAGGAAGUGUUCCUGUGUGCGUUUGUGUGUGUGGGUGAGUGUCGAGUGCACCUGUCUCUGAUUCAGUUGUGUCUUUGAGUCGUUGCCAAGAUGGGAAAAUAACCGUCAGCGGCCGUUUCACGUACAUUUCCUGGGACUUCAGCAUAGAGCGGCAAGCCUUCGCCCUCGCUGCUCUACUGGCAAAAAAUACUAAUUCCCGUCCUGGUGUCUGCUCUGCUUUGUGUGUUUGAGAUCACUUCAGGCUUCUGGAUGUUCUUUUAUGUUGUUGUGCCUCAGAAACCAUGUGACCAUGUAUCUUUCACACACUUUUUUCAUAUCAACGCUUCAAUUCAUUUGCACAAACGCCUCCAGAUGGAAUUGAAGACUUAAUUUCUGGAAUUAUUGUACAUGUAAGAAGAAAAAUACAAACUGUUUUUUUGUUUGUUUGUUUUUUAAAGA